Molecule: messenger RNA, 2391 nt
Organism: Lampris incognitus (smalleye Pacific opah)
Lineage: Eukaryota; Metazoa; Chordata; Actinopteri; Lampriformes; Lampridae
Gene: pmt
Product: phosphoethanolamine methyltransferase
Exons: 12
Coding region: 470-1951 (493 amino acids)
Source: RefSeq, a predicted model, not a curated record
UGAAUUUUAACCGUGUACAACAUCGCGUCAGACACGACUGAUCCACCGCCAAUGGAUGGGUGACUCGCGGCGUCGUUUUAUCUUUGAUUGGCAGCUCCCGGAAGACGGCCCUUCACGCCGGGUCAAGGUCGUACCAUACUAAAGGAGGUAAAGGGGGGGGAUUUUCGUGCCAACCGGACGCACACGCGACUAAAGACCGUUGUAUUUUUUUUUAUUUGUUCAACGACUAGUGCCGUGUGCCGCUCCCCCCUCCCCUCUCCAUCCCCAUCCGACGCAUCCUAAUGGUCAGUUCUACACCUGCCGACCACCUCCUCCACGCGCGGCGGCGAUCCGUUAUUUAAACUCCGCCACGCCGCGCGAGCCCUGCACCCUGGCCAAUACUCCCACCACCACCACCAUCACCACCGCCGUAAACUGCAACCAACCGUGGCUCGUUUCCUCAUCCACGCCAACUCCGCCAAAGACGAGCAUGGAAAAAGCAGUCCGUAGCACCAUGACAGAAUUUUGGAAGGAGCACUCCAAGGAGGCCACAGUGGAGGAGAUGAUGCUGGACUCUCACGCCAGGGAGCUGACCAAAGAGGAGCUGCCUGAGAUCCUCUCUCUGUUGCCCAGCCUGGCUGGACAGAGGGUCCUGGAACUGGGAGCUGGUAUUGGUCGCUACACCAGCCACCUGUUGACCAAGGCUGACCAUGUGACUGCCGUGGACUUCAUGGAGAGCUUCGUGGAGAAGAACAGACAGGAGAACAGUCACCACAGCAAUGCUGCCUUCAUCCAAGCUGACGUCACAAAGCUGGACUUCCCCAAAUACAGCUUUGACAUAAUCUUCUCCAACUGGCUGCUGAUGUACCUGAGUGAUGAGGAACUGAUGUCCCUGGUAAAGAAAAUGCUGAGCUGGCUGACACCUGGGGGUUUCCUCUUCUUCAGGGAAUCCUGCAAUCACCAGUCAGGGGACUGUAAGAGGGACUUCAACCCCACCCACUACCGCACUCAGGCACAUUACAGCCACCUUAUGACAUCAGCACAGUGGGAGGAGCCAGAGGGGGGAGAGAAGUUUGGCUUUGACAUUGUGAUGACGAAGAAAGUUGAGACCUACAUCAAGAUGAAGAACAACCAGAACCAGAUCUGUUGGCUACUGGAGAAAGUGUCCCGAUCCUCAACCACCCAAGGCGGCUUCACCACAUUCCAGCAGUUCCUGGAUAACCAACAGUACACACGCCGUGGCAUCCUGCGCUAUGAGAAGAUGUUUGGAGCUGGAUACGUCAGCACGGGAGGACCCAGCACCACCAAGGAGUUUGUGGAUCUUCUAAACUUGAAACCUGGUCAGAAGGUCCUGGACAUUGGCUGUGGCAUCGGUGGGGGAGAUUUCUACAUGUCAAAGACAUUUGGAGUUGAUGUGCUUGGGUUGGACCUGUCAGAAAACAUGGUGGACAUUGCCAUGGAGAGAGCAAUCGCCGAGAAGUUGCCACUGGUCCACUUUGAAGUAGCUGAUGCCACUAAACGCUCCUUCCCAGAGGGCUCCUUCGAUGUGAUCUACAGCAGAGACACCAUCCUUCACAUAGAUGACAAACUGGCCCUCUUCAAACGCUUCCAUUCCUGGUUGAAGCCAGGUGGCCAGCUGCUGAUCAGUGACUACUGCUGUGGGGAGAAGCCAUGGACACCCCAGUUUCAGGCCUAUGUCAAACAGAGAGGCUACAUCCUCUAUACACCAUCCCAGUAUGGCAAGUUUAUUGAGCAGGCUGGAUUCAGCCAUGUGCUAGCAGAGGACCGGACAGCUCAGUUCAUCCAGGUGAUCAAAACAGAACUGGAGAGAGCAGAGGGGAUCAAACACGAGUUCAUCGAGGAAUUCUCUGAAGAGGACUACUUGGCCAUUGUGAAUGGAUGGAGCGAAAAACUGAAGCGCUGCCACACAGGCGACCAGCGAUGGGGGCUCUUCCAUGCGACAAGAGAAUGAGUGAAAGAGAGAAGAGGAAACCCUCCUUUCCUCUGGCUAGAAUAGUUGUGUUCUGCACCUUGGCCCGUGUCAGAUGGUCCGGCUAGCUAUCUCAGAAUCUGCUGAGAAAUCAGAGCUUGAAUGUUCACCAUGUGGCGUUUGUCUUAACAGUUCUAAGUCACAGUGGUGCUUUAAAGGAAGCUGCUGUUGUUGUUCACAGCGUUCUGAGGUUUAUACUCCAUUUAACACUGUUUUGUGGAAGUUUUUUUGUGAACAGCCCCCCCCCCAAACAUCAUGUCUGACCCAAAUUAGUUUUAGAUAUUUUUAAUUGAAAUUUAUUAAAUUGCAUUUAAUACCGAUGCCCUUAUUUGUUAUCCAAGACAAAACUGUAUUCACAUUAAUGCAUUUUUUUCCAAAAUGCUGUGAUUUGGUUAAGACUGGCCAAUAAAUGUAGAACAACA